GCUCGCUGCACGCGGCGAGGCCCCGGCGGGCGGCGCGGCGGCGGCAGCCACGGCCCCGGGCGACAUGUACUUGUUGGACGGCAGCGGCGAGCCCGCGUCGCCGCCCGCGGACGCGAUGCCCCGCGGGACGCCCCCCAGAAAGACCGUCUACCGCAUCUCCGUGACCAUGGUUAGGAAGGAGGAGCUGGCCGCCUCGGGCCCCGGCGGCCCCGACCCGCGCCCGGCUCGGCGGCCUCGGCCCGCGCUCUCCCCGGACGCGUCCGGGAGGCUCGAGGAGGAGGCCGAGGAGGCGGCGGGCGCUGAGGACCCGGAGGAUCGCCGGUCGCGCGCCUGGGACUUCCGCACCUUCCGCACCCGCAGCACCGGGCAGCUGGAGCUGGGGCGGCUCCGGGGUUGCGCACGCGGCUCGGAUCGCGCCGACCUGGCCGGUGGCUCCCCGGCCGGGGAGGAGGGUCGCAGCUCGCCGGCGCCCGGCAGCCACGACGCAGAGGGAGCCCGGGCCGCGACCCUGCGGCGGAGCCUCAGCUUCAGACACUGGAGCGCGCCCGAGGAGUCGCCAGGCCGGGCUCUGGGCGGCGGGAGGCACCACAGCAGCACCGGGAGCCUGGCUUGGGCGCCGGACGAUGAGGCCGCGGCCUGCCCCGGGGCUGCCCUGGAGCCGGCGGCCGCCGCGCAGCCCGCCUCAGAGAAGCGCAACACCCUGGACGUGGGCGAGGCUUUUUCGGCGGCAUCUUCGCGCGGCGCGACGGCGUGGCCGGCGCAGGGCCUCCCCCAGCGGAGCGGCACCUUGCGGUCCCGCGGUUACUUUAGCCUGCGAAGGGCCCCGGCCGACGCGCACUCGUCCAGCGCCGAGAGCAUCGACGGGUCCCCGCGCAGAGAUGCCUUUGUGAACAGCCAGGAAUGGACGUUGAGUCGGUCUGUCCCGGAGCUCGAAGUGGGAAUUGUGGGUAAUUUGGCCAGCGGCAAGUCUGCCCUGGUGCAUCGGUACCUGACAGGCACCUACGUCCAGGAGGAGUCUCCCGGAGGUGGCAGGUUCAAGAAAGCGAUUGUUGUGGAUGGACAGAGCUCUCUGCUGCUGAUUAGAGAUGAAGGGGGCCCCCCGGAGGCGCGGUUUGCGAUGUGGGUGGACGCUGUUAUAUUUGUCUUCAGCUUGGAGGAUGAAAUAAGUUGCCAGACUGUUUACCACUACUACAGCCGAAUGACCAACUAUCGAAACACGAGCGACAUUCCUUUAGUUCUGGUGGGAACCCAGGAUGCCAUAAGUUCCACUAACCCGAGGGUCAUUGACGAUGCCAGGGCAAGGAAGCUCUCCAACGACCUGAAGCGGUGCACCUACUACGAGACGUGUGCCACAUACGGGCUAAACGUGGAGCGAGUCUUUCAGGACGUUGCCCAGAAGAUUGUUGCCACAAGGAAGAAGCAGCAGCUGUCUAUUGGACCCUGCAAGUCAGUACCCAAUUCUCCAAGCCAUUCCUCUGUCUGCUCCGCACAGGUGUCUGCUGUGCACAUAAGCCAGACAAAAGGAGGAGGGAGUUUAAGCGACUACUCGUCCUCUGUUCCAUCAACUCCCAACACCAGCCAGAAGGAACUUCGGAUUGAUGUUCCACCCACUGCCAACACGCCGACACCCGUUCGUAAGCAGUCCAAGCGCCGGUCCAACCUCUUCACCUCUCGGAAAGGGAGCGACCCAGACAAAGAGAAGAAAGGCCUGGAGAGUCGGGCGGACAGCAUCGGGAGUGGCCGAGCCCUCCCAAUUAAACAGGGCAUGCUGUUGAAUCGAAGUGGCAAGUCACUGAACAAAGAGUGGAAAAAGAAAUACGUCACCCUGUGUGACAAUGGCGUGCUGACCUAUCAUCCAAGUUUACAUGCAUAUGAAUAUCAAUGA
This is a messenger RNA of Carlito syrichta (Philippine tarsier), 1885 nucleotides long. Its product is annotated as arf-GAP with GTPase, ANK repeat and PH domain-containing protein 1-like. Gene Ontology annotation, cellular component: nucleus. The record is from RefSeq and is a predicted model, not a curated record. Lineage: Eukaryota; Metazoa; Chordata; Mammalia; Primates; Tarsiidae. Gene Ontology annotation, molecular function: GTP binding; GTPase activity.